ACUGUUUCAUCAUUUUUCAGCCGCGUGAGUCUCAUCUCCCUCGUUUACUCUCUCUAAACCCUAAAACUCAAGCAAAACAAAGCAGAGCAAAACAAUGGCAGAGAGAGGCGGCGGCGGAGAACGUGGAGGCUUCGGGCGCGGGUUCGGUGGGCGAGGGCGAGGCGGCGACCGCGGACGUGGUGGCAGGCGUCGCGCUGGCCGGCGCGAGGAGGAGGAGAAGUGGGUCCCAGUGACGAAGCUAGGCCGUCUGGUGAAAGAGGCGAAGAUCUCCUCCCUGGAGCAGAUCUACCUGCACUCACUCCCGAUCAAGGAGCACCAGAUCAUCGAUGCCCUUGUGGGCCCCAACGUCCUCAAGGAUGAGGUCAUGAAGAUCAUGCCAGUCCAGAAACAGACCCGGGCCGGGCAGAGAACCCGGUUCAAGGCCUUCGUCGUCGUCGGCGACAGCAACGGCCACGUCGGGCUCGGCGUGAAGUGCAGCAAGGAGGUUGCCACUGCGAUACGUGGCGCAAUCAUAUUGGCCAAGCUGUCUGUGAUCCCGGUGAGGAGAGGGUACUGGGGGAACAAGAUCGGGAAGCCCCAUACGGUGCCGUGUAAGGUCACCGGGAAGUGUGGCUCCGUCACUGUACGAAUGGUGCCUGCUCCACGUGGCGCUGGGAUUGUUGCCGCUAGGGUUCCGAAGAAGGUGCUGCAGUUCGCUGGGAUUGAUGAUGUGUUUACUUCGUCCAGGGGCUCCACUAAAACUUUGGGAAAUUUCGUCAAGGCAACUUUUGAUUGUCUGCUGAAAACUUAUGGGUUUUUGACACCGGAAUUCUGGAGGGAGACUCGGUUCACAAAGUCUCCAUUCCAAGAGCACACAGAUCUUCUGGCCAAGCCAACUGGUAAGCUGCUCCUGGAGAAUGUUGAGAGGGUUGAGGCUUGAGGUGCGUGGAAUUCCAGCCAGAGGGAAGAGUUUCCAAACCAAUUUUCUUAGGAACUUAGCUUAUAUUUUGGGGCUGAAGAAAGUAAUAGUAUGGUGUUUCUUUUUGGGUAGUUGACUGUCUUGAGUUUACAAAUAUGUCCAAUUUGUUUUCAUUUAAUUGAAAUCUUCUUAUGCUCGUCUGGAUUCAAAUUGCCGGUGCGAUCUUGUCAAAAAGUGAAAUUUGUAAGGUCUGUUUGGAUCUAUGGAUUUGAUUUGAGGGAUUUGAAUCUGAAGAGCCAAAAUCCAAACCAUAUUAUUUGGGGUAA
Messenger RNA from Prunus avium (sweet cherry), 1224 nucleotides. RefSeq lists its product as uncharacterized. Gene Ontology annotation, molecular function: structural constituent of ribosome; RNA binding. Gene Ontology annotation, cellular component: cytosolic small ribosomal subunit; ribosome. The record is from RefSeq and is a predicted model, not a curated record. Gene Ontology annotation, biological process: translation. Lineage: Eukaryota; Viridiplantae; Streptophyta; Magnoliopsida; Rosales; Rosaceae.